Messenger RNA from Lagopus muta (rock ptarmigan), 1014 nucleotides. RefSeq names its product V-set and transmembrane domain containing 5 (gene VSTM5). Gene Ontology annotation, biological process: positive regulation of excitatory synapse assembly; filopodium assembly. The coding region runs from base 221 to 817 and encodes 198 amino acids. The transcript is spliced from 5 exons. The record is from RefSeq and is a predicted model, not a curated record. Gene Ontology annotation, cellular component: plasma membrane; dendrite; axon. NCBI's taxonomy places the organism in Eukaryota, Metazoa, Chordata, Aves, Galliformes, Phasianidae.
UCCUAUCGCUGUUACGUGCGAGCAGAGCCGACCCCCACCCGGCCACAACCUCCCCUUCCAGCUCGGGCUAUGCCACGCGGCUCCCUUGGCGGCCAAUUGCAUCCCGCGAUCGUAUCGGGGCAGGGAGGAGAGGCGCGGGGAAGGGUCGGCGGGGAGGAGGAGGCCGCAGCCCGUUCUCGCGGGCCCCGCCCGGCGGGGUCAAUGCCGCGGCCGCUCUCCGAUGAGAUUUGUGCGGGGAUGUCGGAGACGCGGUGCCAUCGUGGGGACCGUCACCCUCUGCCUGGCGGCCGGCUGGGCUCUGCAGACUCCUGGAGGAGUGUCGUUAAUUGUCCCACAGCCCAACAUCAACGCAACGGUGGCACAGAAUGUCCUCCUCUCUGUUGAGUACUCCUGUAGAGGCAUUGCCACUGUGGAGUGGAAACAUGUGUCGAGCUGGGGCACCACCAAAAUUGUGGAGUGGAAAAGUGGGCAUUACAUCAACAUAUCCAGCGCCUAUAAGGACAGAGUGACUGCUUUUGAAAAUGGUUCUAUACAGCUUCUGAACGUGGGCAUGAGAGAUGCUGGCUACUAUUUUAUCACAGUCACAGAAGAGUAUGGAACCAACACCUAUGGCACCAUCAUACUCAAUGUUUAUGAGAUUAUCUAUGAAGAUUUACAUUUCGUAGUGGUUCUCUUUGUAUUUCUUGCUGCAAUAUCUGCCAUUUUGAUCUGCUUCAUGUGGCUGUGUAACAAAUCCCUCUACCUGUUCCAGAAGAAGACACAUAAGCUAACAGCAAGUACAACUGAAGAAAUUGAAUUGGAAACCAUUGAGUGUUAGCCAAGGACUGUCUCAUAACAAAAAUAACAACUCUACCUCAGGAGAAAGUAUUGGCAAGAAAAGCAAGAAGGAACCUAAAAGCCCCACAGGCUGAAUCAUCCUUUGUUGCACAGGCAGCGCAGCAACGACUCAAAGCCCCCACGAGGAGACUGAGAGAUGAUCAGCAUGGAGUCAGGGCUGCCAUGAGCAGCUCCAUU